Penicillium mononematosum is the source of this 543-nucleotide messenger RNA. Its product is annotated as putative NUDIX domain. Gene Ontology annotation, biological process: ATP biosynthetic process; AMP biosynthetic process. The record is from RefSeq and is a predicted model, not a curated record. Lineage: Eukaryota; Fungi; Ascomycota; Eurotiomycetes; Eurotiales; Aspergillaceae. The coding region runs from base 1 to 543 and encodes 180 amino acids. The transcript has a single exon. Gene Ontology annotation, molecular function: bis(5'-nucleosyl)-tetraphosphatase (asymmetrical) activity.
AUGGCAACUUCACCUACCACCACCACACAAUACACCCCAGAACAAUUCGUCGAAAGCUGUGGAGCUAUCCUAUUCGACCUAUCCACCCAAAACAAGACCCUGUGUCUUAUCCAUUACCACGCGAAGAACGAAUGGCUCCUCGCCAAGGGACGUCGCAACUGCAGCGAAUCCCGACACGAGGCCGCACUACGCGAAGUCCGCGAAGAAACCGGCUAUCAAGCCCAACUCCAUCCCGUCGCGAUGUACACUCGUGCGCCUCCGAUAGGUGAACAGAGACAUAUGCCCGAUAAACCGCGCUCUUACCCGGAUCUCACCGAGCCCUUCAUGGUAACCAUGCGGCUCUUGGGUGAUAGUGUUGACGACGUUAAGAUUAUUUGGUGGUAUAUUGCUGCCCUGGAUGAAGGGGUUGUUGCUGGAUCUGCUAGGGCAGAGGAGGAAUAUACUGCGAAAUUCUUCCCCUUGGAGGACGCGGUAAAGAAACUCAGCUUCCAGAAUGAUCGGACUGUCCUUCAGAAGGCGAUUUCAUUAGUGGAAGACUGUUAA